Wickerhamiella sorbophila is the source of this 441-nucleotide messenger RNA. RefSeq lists its product as hypothetical. The record is from RefSeq and is a predicted model, not a curated record. The transcript has a single exon. Lineage: Eukaryota; Fungi; Ascomycota; Dipodascomycetes; Dipodascales; Trichomonascaceae. Bases 1 to 441 code for a protein of 146 amino acids.
AUGGAGCGCCUUCGGGAGCUGCACGAGUUCUUUCGAUGGCCCUGGUCGGACGUCAGAAUAACUAACGACGUGACGCAGGCCCGAGACUUUCUAGCGCUAGAAGUCACUUUUCUCAAUUUAUGUAGAUCAUCUCUGGCGCUGGGGCUAGCUGCAGCCGCGGUGUACUUCCGUCGCCUCGAUUCGUCGGAGCCCGACACCGCUCCGUUUGAGCUCGCAAUGGUGUUUGCCCUCGCUGCAGUCGCUGUCAUUACACCUCUAGUGGCCCUUUACAACUACAUCCAUGCCAUAGUGGGCUUUAGGAACCUGGGCACCCGUUUCAGUAAUACAGACAUCUUCUGGGUGUUCGCAAUCGUCGCUGUCAUUCUGGCUCUCAUUCUCAACUCCUAUCAAUACACAGUCCAAGGAGACAGUCUUGGGGAUAUGGCAAUAGGGACUGCUUAA